Molecule: messenger RNA, 1549 nt
Organism: Ascoidea rubescens DSM 1968
Lineage: Eukaryota; Fungi; Ascomycota; Saccharomycetes; Ascoideales; Ascoideaceae
Exons: 1
Coding region: 226-1371 (381 amino acids)
Source: RefSeq, a predicted model, not a curated record
UCCAACAAAUUGUAAGUAUCACCUCUCUGCUCUUGUUUAAUGUUCCUUAAUAUUCUUUUUUAUAGCAUUUACAUAAUUCCUCCACAGCACUAAUACAAACCACUGUUCCCCAAACCAGCAGUAUGCGCCUCUCUCCCUAAAUCAGCACUACGCGUUGUGUUCCCAAAGCGGCAUUAUGCGUUUAAGAAUACCCCUCUCGCUGGCGCCCAAUAAUCACAUGCAAGGAUGGUGCUCCAUCUCUCUGGUAUCAUGUUUCUCUUUCUUCACCACUUAUCCAUUUUUGGGCAGUUGAUGCUGGGGAAAACAACGCUUCUCCUUCUCUUCCACCACAAGCUUGUGAGUCUGCGAAUUUCAACACUUACUGUAACAGGCGAUAUGAAUUGGUUAAGCGAGCUUACUGGUUUCGACGACUAUUCUCAACAGUUCAAGGACACCCCCAAGUUCAAAAUGGACCUGCUAUCAGCUUCAAACCUCUCUUUAUCCAGAUCCAGUUCAAUCACUAAUGUCAGUGACAGCUUUAGCUCUUCCAACAAUUCCACUCUCAACAGCAUGAACAACGGCUGCAAUCCUCGCUUUAAUGACAAUGAACUUACCAAUGAUUCAAUCCCAGUGACGAAAUUACCUGCUGCUCACAGCUUGAUGUUCUAUUAUACCCUACUAAGAAAACAGUUUACUAUAAGAAAUAUUGUUUUAAGACUAUACAGUAUUUUGAAGUUAAAGGAUUAUGAAUUUGAAGAGACUAUAUUAAAUAUCUUGGAAUUUUUCUGUUAUAUAUUCGAAUUUCUCUUUAAAAACAAGAAAAAAAGACAAAAAUUAAACUCUUUUUUCAAAUUUGUUAACCAUUUUAUUAUAAUUAUCAGAUUUAAGGUCCUAAUAACUAAAAUUAUAAAAUUGGUUGAAUUGAUUAAAAUUAAAAGAAACUCAAUGAAUCAAGAUCGAUCCGAAAUAAGAUUAAUAAAUAACGAUACCGAUAAUGAUAAUAGUAAUGAUAAUGAUUUUGAAUUAGUUUGGAAUUCAAAUAUUAAUACAAACAACAGAAACGAUUUAAAUUCUUUAACUCAACGUAAUAUCGAUUAUAUCAGAAAUCAAAAUAAUCAUAGUCACACUCAGAUAAAUAAUAACAAUCAAAUCAACAAUCGAACAAGUGAAGAGUAUAAAGAAGGAGAAGGAGAAGAACAAGAGCAAGAACAAAAACAAGAUAAAGAAGAACAAGAUGAACUUAGCAAAUUGCUGAGCGAAGUGGCAAUCGAAUUGAUUGAAUUCAUAUUUUUGUUAUCUCCCAAAUCUUUUAUUAAUAUAUUCAAAAACACUUUCUUAUUCAAAAAAAAAAAAGCAAAAAUCCCAUCUAAGAAAAGAGAAAUAGAAUUCUAAAUUUUUUAUCUUCUCUUUAAAUUUGUCUUUUUUUCUUUCCAAUCCAUUUUAAUAUAAUGAUCUCUCCCUCUCUUGUUCUCUUUUUUUUUGUUUUAAAUGAUUUUGGUUAUGCUUAUUUUUUUUUACUUUUUAUUUAGUGCUUCUUUAUAUGUUUUCUUUUGGGUUUACUAGCUGAUAG